UUAUUUGUGAUCACCAUUUUUUCCUAGUUGACGAAGCCAACCCAAAUACAUCAUCAAUCAAACCCUUUAUAACUAGAACCAUGAUCUAUCUGUGGACAUAUUAGCUGCAUAUCCAACUCAUAAUUAACUGAAAUGGCUGAACUCCUAUCGUUUCGUGUGUUUUUAAAUAAGCGCUUAUCCGCGGUUGCUUUUGAGAUUUUCGGGGCAGUUGAGAAAACGGUAGCGGAGUACAUUAAAGACAAUGAUCAGCUACAAAGAAAGCUGCGGGUCACCCCGCAGAUGCAUCAAUGUAGGAACGACUCCCUGCAGUUCUCUGUCUCUGAAGAGGAGGUUCCACCUGAGCGGCGGCUGGAUUGGAGCCCCAGUCUGGAGGAGGAGGACCCAGAACCCACACACAUUAAAGAGGAACAGGAGGAACUCUGGAUAAAUCAGGAGGAAGAGCAACUUCCAGGGCCUUUUGAUAGCAAGGACUCCAUAUUUACUCCUCCGUGUGUGAAAAAUGAAUGUGAUCAGUGGGACCCACUUCACAAAGCCAUACUAACUGAAUGUCCCACUCGAUUGAAAACAUCUAAAUUACAGACAUUUAAUGUGUUUUUAAAUAAGCUUUUAACCACGUCGGCCACUGUGAAGAUUUUUGGGGCAGUUGAGAAAAUGGUAGCGGAGUACCAGGAGGAAAAUGAGCGCCUGCGGACUCUACUGCAGUUCACCCCGGAGAUAGAAUUAUCUAGAAUGGACUCCCUGCCCUUCUCUGUCUCCGAAGAGAAGGUUCCACCUGAGCGGCAGCAGGAUUGGAGCCCCAGUCUGGGGGAGGAGGACCCAGAACCCACACACAUUAAAGAGGAACAGGAAGAACUCUGGACAAAUCAGGAAGAAGAGCAACUUCCAGGGCCCUUUGAUACCAAGGACUCCAUAUUCACUCUCCCCGGUGUGAAAGGGGACUGUGAUCAGGAGGAAGAGCAACGUCCAUGGCCUUUUGAUACCAAGGACUCCAUAUUCACUCCACCCGGUGUGAAAGGGGACUGUGAUCAGGAAGACCCACUGUGGUCUUUGACUCCUCCCCCAGCCCAGACUGUGGAAAACAGAGAGAGUGAAUCUACACCUUUUAACACUGUAACCCAACAAGAGGUACUUGACUCUCCCCGUGACCCACCAGCUAAUCAAACCAAUGCCUCAAGUCACAGCUCAGAGAGACACUGUUCCAAACCCAGCUUCACAUGCAGGAAAGCUCACUGCUGCCGUGACUGUGGUGAAUCAGUUCCUAUGAAAGCUCACUGCUGCCGUGACUGUGGUGAAUCAGUUCCUAUGAAAGCUCACUGCUGCCGUGACUGUGGUGAAUCAGUUCCUAUGAAAGUGGACCUGCGGAGGCAUGGGGGUCUCCCUAAAAACAGGCCAGUUGAAUGUAGCUUCUGCAAAACACACUACAGCUCCACCUGUAAAUUGAAGUCCCAUGUCAGACUGUGUCACAUGGAGAAACUCUGCACCUGCCCGGUUUGUGGAAAGACAAUCAAUAGAGGAGGACUGUCCAGGCACAUGAAGAUCCACACAGGAGAGAAGCCAUUUGUUUGUGGUGAAUGUGGGAAAAGCUUCCGUCGCAGAUCACAACGAAAGCGACAUACACUGACUCACACUGGGGAUAAAUUAUUUAGCUGUGGUGACUGUGGGAGAAGUUUUGGUCACAAACAGAACCUAAACCGACAUAAAAUUACUCACACUGGAGAGAAACCGUUUAGCUGUGGAGAGUGUGGGAAAUGCUUCAUUCACAGACAGGAUCUUGAACGACAUAAACUGACUCACACAGGAGAGAAACCAUUUAGCUGUGGUGACUGUGGGAAAAGCUUCAGUCUAAAGAGGACACUAACGCAGCAUAAAAUGACUCACACAGGGGAGAAACCAUUUAGCUGUGGUGACUGUGGGAAAAGCUUCAGUCAAAAGGGGACCCUAACAAAGCAUAAACUGACUCACACUAAAGCACACCAUUUACCUGUGGUGUCUGAAAGUCUUCAUAAAAAAAACGACCCUGAAGCAACAUAAACUCACCCUGAUAGGAGAUAAAUAAUUUGGCUGUGGUGAAAGUAUUCUUUUAUUUUUCAGUGUUGCAUAUUAAUUUUUAAAUCUCUGCUCUCCAAUUACUGAGUUACAUUGUCAAAACCUUUGUAAUUAAUUUUUAAGAACACAUAAUACCUCGGCAGUAUUUGAAGAUGUACUGUUAGAUACAUUGCCUUGUAAAAGUAUUCAGACCCCUGACCAAUGCUCUCAUGUUACUGAAAUACAAAUAGCACAUUAAAAU
Molecule: messenger RNA, 2287 nt
Organism: Esox lucius (northern pike)
Lineage: Eukaryota; Metazoa; Chordata; Actinopteri; Esociformes; Esocidae
Product: zinc finger protein 2-like
Exons: 3
Coding region: 133-2031 (632 amino acids)
Biological process (GO): regulation of transcription by RNA polymerase II
Molecular function (GO): DNA-binding transcription factor activity, RNA polymerase II-specific; RNA polymerase II cis-regulatory region sequence-specific DNA binding
Source: RefSeq, a predicted model, not a curated record